GGGCUAGAGCCGACUGGAGCCGGGCGGCCGAUCUGGGAAGCAUCUCUGCACGCCACUGGGAUCCGCAUCUUCCCGGGAUCGCCAAGCCCCAGAAGCCGGGCUGUUUUAAAUUAGGGCUGCUGUUCUCUGUCCCCGGGCUCCAGAACGCUAGGAGAUUUUUACCUAGCUCAAACAAGGCCGCGGGUCUUCCCUCUUUUUUUCCACGAGGGUGUGUUUGGUUGCAAUUGCAUGAAAUCCCAAUGGUGUAGACCGGUGGCGAUGGAUCAGGAGUUUACCAACUGAGACAUUUUUCGAUUUCUUUCUUGUCAUCCUUGCUCGGGACUGAAAACGCUUCUGUGAGACUUGACAAUAGCUCCUCUGGUGCAAGUGUGGUAGCUAUUGACAACAAAAUCCAGCAAGCUAUGAAAAGCCUGGUGAAAAGCCAUUUGAUGUAUGCGGUUUGGGAGGAGGUGGAAGUCCUCAAAGAGCAAACCAAAGAACUCACAGAGAAGAACUCGCAGCUGGAGCAGGACAACAAUCUGCUGAAGACGCCGGCCAGUCCCGAGCAGCUCGCCCAGUUCCAGGCCCAGCGGCAGACCGGCUCCCCGCCUGCCGCCGCCACGCAGCCGCAGGAGACCACGCAGCCCCCCGCCCAGCCGGCGUCGCAGGGCUCCGGACCCACCGCGUAGCCGCCUGUGCCCCGCAGAACCGGCGGCUGCGUGCGUGAACUGAACAGAUGGAGAGACGUGCUAGGGGGAACCCGCCCCCACGGUCGCCCAUUUCAUUGCUGGCCACGAAAGAGACGUGAAACUGACGCAUGCCAGUCUCUCCUUUUCCCCGGAUUAAACACUCACACGC
Carlito syrichta (Philippine tarsier) is the source of this 837-nucleotide messenger RNA. RefSeq names its product TSC22 domain family protein 1-like. The record is from RefSeq and is a predicted model, not a curated record. The coding region runs from base 402 to 668 and encodes 88 amino acids. Gene Ontology annotation, biological process: regulation of transcription by RNA polymerase II. The transcript has a single exon. NCBI's taxonomy places the organism in Eukaryota, Metazoa, Chordata, Mammalia, Primates, Tarsiidae.